Phaeodactylum tricornutum CCAP 1055/1 is the source of this 588-nucleotide messenger RNA. RefSeq lists its product with no specific name. Lineage: Eukaryota; Bacillariophyta; Bacillariophyceae; Surirellales; Neidiaceae. The transcript has a single exon. The record is from RefSeq and is a predicted model, not a curated record. Bases 11 to 565 code for a protein of 184 amino acids.
GACACCAACGAUGACGACUUCCAGCCCUUCACAGUCAAUAUCGGUCUCUGAAUCUCUAUCUUCGCUGUCAUCACGUAUACAUUCGUCCAAGGCGCAGGCGGAAGUCUCUCUGAACAAGGCACAGGAUCAGCUGUACGUUGCCAGGCCAUUUUUGCCUACCAACUGCCUGAAUCACAUGGUGUCGAACCAUGCAAGUCUAAAGGCUGCACACGCGGCGUUCGUAUUAGACUAUGAAAAACGAAAAUCACUGCGACGGCAGAAAAGGGAAGUCUGCUUUGAAAGCGAUUACGGAUACGACGAAGACUUGGUAGAGCCAGAGCCCAAAAGACGACGGUUCCAGCGCCGCAAUUCGAAGACUCCACAAAUGCUCAUGGCCAUGAGUCCUUCAUUGCUUUCCCUGGAUUUUCUGGAUAAAGACAAAAAUGAAGGCCAAAUGAAGACAAUAUCGGAGAUACCAUUAUCGUUUAGUGACGACGAGGAUGAUGACGCCUGGGACGGUGGGCUAGAAAUUGCAGAAGAACUCGUCAAACAUCUACAAAAACGAAGAGAUUCUCAAAUUGCUUAAUUUCACAAGCAGCUGGUGCCACG